AUGGAUAUAUAUUUCGUACGCCAUGGUGAAAGCACAUAUAAUGUUAAUCCAUUAGAUGAUUCUAUUGAUUGUCCAUUAACAACAUUAGGAGUUGAACAAUCAAUAAAAUUAAAACCUUGCUCAUAUCCAAAUCAUUAUUCAUUAAUAAUUUGUUCGCCUUUACGUCGUUGUAUUGAUACAAUAAAAUUAUCAAAAAUAACUUGUGAUCACUUCGAAAUAAAUGAUUUAUUUCGAGAAAUUCGUUCUGGCUCAAAAUCCGAUCUAUUAAAUGAAAAUGAAAAAAAUUUAUUUGAAAAUGAACAAGAAAUAAAACAAAGAAUUAAUCAAAUAAAUAGUUAUUUAUUAGAAAAGAAAAAAUUAAAUAUCUAUUCAAAUAUAUUAAUUGUAACACAUGGUGAUUUAAUUUGGAAUUUAACUGCUUAUCAAAUAGAUGAUGAUUUAUUUGGAAAGUGGGUAGAGAAUGCACAAUUAUUACAUUGGAAAAAAAUUUAA
Messenger RNA from Rotaria socialis, 492 nucleotides. The record is from the annotation of a GenBank genome assembly. NCBI's taxonomy places the organism in Eukaryota, Metazoa, Rotifera, Eurotatoria, Philodinida, Philodinidae.